AGUUUGGUCACUAAAUCAUCAUCGCAAUCACUGUAACGCAUACCCCUUAUCCAUGGAAUCCUCUAAAAUUCUCCCACUGUCUCACCUCUCCUCCUUUUUCCCUCCAAGACCAAACAGAACUGCAUCUUACCCUUUUAGGCCAUGGUCGACACGAAAAACAUCUCAAAUCACUCCUCGCUGCCAAAAGAUGUAUGUGCCUGGAUUUGGAGAAGCAUCCCCAGAAGCCAAGGCAGCCAAAAACCUCCACAAUUUCUUCACUUAUGUUGCCGUCAGGAUCGUUACUGCACAGCUUGAGUCUUUUGACAGAGCAGAGCUACAACACAGAGGCACACGAGGAGUUGAUGGGAUUUUUGAGUAAACACUCAUUAAAUGAUGGAGACAAGUUCUGUGCUGAUUUGAUGAGAGAAUCUCCCAGGCAUAAAAGUUUAGCUCUGCGCAUAUUAGAGGUUCGAUCUGCAUAUUGUAAGAAUGAUUUUGAGUGGGACAACUUGAAGCGGUUGGCAUUUAAGAUGGUGGAUGAAUCCAACACAAAACUGAUGAGGGAAUAUGUCUUAGAAACUAGCCAGGAAAACGAGUAGUGAUCUCUCUGUGAAAGUAUAAUCUUUAUGGACUAAUAAUAGAAGUGCUCAUGGUCAAAUUUAAGGAUUUUGGUUUUCUCAUGCAAUAUAUAAUGUGGAAAUUCUAGAUUUUUAACUAUGUAAACUAUUUUCUUGCCAGAAAACAUGAAUUAUGAAUCAGUGAAUAAUUUAUGGGGGAAAACAAUGCACUAGUAGUUUUACCAUA
Cornus florida is the source of this 783-nucleotide messenger RNA. Its product is annotated as chaperonin-like RBCX protein 1, chloroplastic. NCBI's taxonomy places the organism in Eukaryota, Viridiplantae, Streptophyta, Magnoliopsida, Cornales, Cornaceae. Gene Ontology annotation, molecular function: protein folding chaperone. The record is from RefSeq and is a predicted model, not a curated record. Bases 192 to 578 code for a protein of 128 amino acids. The transcript is spliced from 6 exons. Gene Ontology annotation, biological process: ribulose bisphosphate carboxylase complex assembly.